Pyricularia grisea is the source of this 1260-nucleotide messenger RNA. RefSeq lists its product as uncharacterized. Lineage: Eukaryota; Fungi; Ascomycota; Sordariomycetes; Magnaporthales; Pyriculariaceae. The record is from RefSeq and is a predicted model, not a curated record. The coding region runs from base 504 to 1097 and encodes 197 amino acids. The transcript has 3 exons.
CUGCCGUCUCGUGAAUCUUGGCUUGAACUAGGUACGGUACACCCCCAUCCAUGCACUGCCAACUCAUCUGCAAGCGCAAGUAUCACUGAUAGUCAACUGUUGACUUUCUGGCUUCAUUCUGAUGAGAUAGCUUGAUCGGAUGGCUAGUUCGGAUUAAAUUCUUUUUCUUUCCUUUCUCAUUCUGACCCACCACUCACUUGCUUCAUAUUUGUUCAAUUACCGCCAUCGACCUGGCUGUAAUUGCCUACCUUGGGUCUCUAUCUUUUGUUGACCGACAAUCCGACAACCUCUUCUUGGCCCUACAUCGUGAGCUUGCUUUGCUCCUCAAAGUUGCUGCCCGUCAUUUGGUGUACACCCAGUACCUAUCCAAUCGCGCAACUGAACUUUACUUCCUGUUACCGUUGGCCGUUUACAGCGUUUCCGAUCCGAAUAAACCUUCCAAUGCAAAAGCCAUAUCUACUGCAGAGGCACCAAACCAAGGACUUGCAGUAACCGUCGCAAUCAUGGCGCUCAUAUCAGCCAAGACGAUCAUCUCCUCUCUGGCCCUAUUCCACAUCACUCUGGGCUACUUCUUCCUCACGAGCCCCAUCACCGUCGCCGACCAAGCGCUCGUGUGGGUGUUGGGCGAGGCUAUGGGCAUGCCCUUCGCUCGCGCCUUUGACUCGCAGUCGCCCUCUCUGGCCUUCCUGGCAGUCAUGCUUGCCUUUGUUGGCCUCACCGAUCUCGUCACCCUCAGCCUGCCCGACGAGAUCUGCCUCGUUCACCACUGGGGUACACAAGCCCCGCUCCGAAUGUCCAUCUUCCUCUUCCUCGUAUUUUACACUUUUGCAUUCUCGCCCUCGUCGCCGAUAUACGCCAACGCAGGCCCUCGCGGCAUCCUCAGCCACCCGUCGGCGUACAGGCACAACAACGGCUACAAGCCCGCGACGUGGGGCGGCGACGGUCUCAAGAACCGCGUCUUCUUCACCUUCAUCUUCCUGGAGCUGAUGUGUUGGUUCUGGGUCUGGGUUACGCUUCGUGAGGAGCGCAAGGAUGUCCUCACCAAGAAGGCGAUGCGGAGGAGGAGCAGCCAUGGCAGUCACACUUUGCAGAAAUAGAAUUCGCGCUCUUAAAAACGCCAGAAGAGAGUUUUCAAACCCCCCUUGCUUUAUCGUCAUAUCUGCCGCAUAAACCUUGAUUUGUCUCUUUUUCUUUUCUUCUUUAUUCCCUUGUUUUCCACCCACUUUUGGCACUUGGAGAACUUUGGAACUGUUGCCCCAG